AUGCUUUUCUUUGAAAAAAUGCCUAAAAGGAGUAGGAGUACAGGUCCCUGGAAUGCCAUCAUGGCUGGCCUUGGAGUUCAUGGGCAUGCCGCAGAGGCUCUCAGUGUCUUCUCACGAAUGCAGCAGGAAGGAGUUAAUCCUGAUCAUGUCACAUUUGUUUCACUGUUGGCUGCCUGUAGUCAUGCUGGCUUAGUUGACCAAGGCCGGAGUUUCUUUGAUAUGAUGCGUAUAACAUACGGCAUUAUCCCCAUUGCAAAACAUUAUGCGUGCAUGGUUGACAUGCUUGGCAGAGUUGGUCAGCUACAGGAAGCUUUUGAUUUUAUACAUAACAUGCCAAUUAAACCUGAUUCUGCUGUUUGGGGCGCUCUGCUUGGUGCUUGCAGGAUUCAUGGGAAUGUUGAAAUGGGCAAAGUGGUUUCGCAAAACCUGUUUGAACUUGAUCCAGAGAAUGUUGGAUAUUAUGUUCUAAUGUCGAACAUGUAUGCGAAGGUUGGGAAAUGGGAUGGAGUUGACGAAGUGCGGUCUUUGGUCAGACACCAAAAUUUGCAGAAAACCCCUGGAUGGAGUUCAAUAGAGGUGAAAAGAUCAGUGAAUGUGUUUACAGUGGCAACCAGACAGAACCCCACCCUCAACACGAAGAGAUCCAGGCAGAGCUGCAGAAUCUGUUGGCCAAAAUGA
Molecule: messenger RNA, 678 nt
Organism: Triticum turgidum subsp. durum (durum wheat)
Lineage: Eukaryota; Viridiplantae; Streptophyta; Magnoliopsida; Poales; Poaceae
Source: the annotation of a GenBank genome assembly